Molecule: messenger RNA, 5930 nt
Organism: Pelodiscus sinensis (Chinese soft-shelled turtle)
Lineage: Eukaryota; Metazoa; Chordata; Testudines; Trionychidae
Source: RefSeq, a predicted model, not a curated record
UCCUGGCUGCUGGGCAGAACUGAGGCUACACUAGCCCCAGCUCUUUCCCCUUCCCGCUGUCCUUGACAGCCACGGCUCUCUUCCCUCAGCCACUGGUAGAAGUUUUAGCCAACACUCUAUCUACACUAAGGCCUCUCCACAUACACAACAAAUGUCAUGUCGAGGAACAUGUUUAAGCAUGAUUGAUAUGCCUCAGGAACGUAGUGGUGUUUGGUCUUGUCUUUGGAACUGGAGUUUAUGUAUUGGCUCCACUGUUUAAUUUGUAGUGUAAGCAUCCAAAGGCUGGAAACCUUAGUUCUUUAGCAAGAUGCUAAUGUGCACAGGUCCAAAAAGUAAAUUCAAAUUACAAAAGUUAUUCAUUCAUUCAUAGCUUACUUUUUUGGGGGGGGAAUAGCAGUGAGGCAGAACUCAUGAGCAAGAUAGUCUUGUGUACUAUUAUUCCCCAAGUCCCUUGUAUCAGUUGAUGGUUAUCUCAUUCAGAUUGCUAAAACUGGUCCCACUAGCAAACUGCCACAGUAACACAAAAAUAUUUUAUUAUAACACCAUGUUGUUAUGCUAAUAUUUGAAAGGGUGUGUGACGUUCAUUUGUAAAAUGAAAUAAAUGGAGAUUUUUCAAUUGAUCUGUUGUCUUUUGGAUCAGAUCUGUAGAAAUGUGCUUUUCAGAAAUGUCUAGUUAUUGUUUUUUUUCCUUUUUGAAUAGGAAACCUCCAUUUUAGAGGAGUAUAAUAUUAACUGGACUCAGAAGCUGGGAGCUGGAAUCAGUGGUCCGGUUAGAGUCUGCGUGAAAAAAUCUACUCAAGAACGAUUUGCACUGAAAAUUCUUCUUGAUCGUCCAAAAGCUAGAAAUGAGGUACGUCUGCACAUGAUGUGUGCAACACAUCCAAAUAUUGUUCAAAUUAUUGGAGUUUAUGCUAACAGUGUGCAGUUCCCUCAUGAAUCCAGUCCAAGGGCUCGGCUUCUAUUUGUAAUGGAGAUGAUGGAAGGGGGAGAGCUAUUUCACAGAAUCAGCCAGCACCGGCACUUUACUGAGAAGCAAGCAAGCCAAGUAACAAAGCAGAUAGCUUUGGCUUUGCAGCACUGUCACUCAUUAAACAUUGCACAUAGAGACCUCAAGCCUGAGAAUCUCCUCUUCAAGGAUAACUCUUUGGAUGCUCCAGUUAAGUUGUGUGACUUUGGAUUUGCCAAGAUAGACCAAGGAGACUUGAUGACGCCCCAGUUCACGCCGUACUAUGUAGCACCUCAGGUCCUAGAGGCACAAAGACGACAUCAGAAAGAGAAAUCUGGUAUUAUCCCUACCUCACCAACACCCUACACUUAUAACAAGAGCUGUGACUUGUGGUCCCUGGGUGUCAUUAUUUAUGUGAUGCUGUGCGGAUACCCUCCUUUUUACUCCAAACACCACAGUCGGACAAUUCCAAAAGACAUGCGGAAAAAGAUCAUGACAGGAAGUUUUGAGUUUCCAGAGGAAGAAUGGAGCCAGAUCUCAGAAAUGGCAAAAGACAUUGUGAGAAAGCUGCUGAAGGUAAAGCCCGAGGAACGGCUGACUAUAGAAGGAGUCCUGGAUCAUCCCUGGCUAAACUCCACUGAAGCGCUUGAUAACAUUUUGCCCUCUGCCCAACUGAUGAUGGACAAGGCAAUGGUUGCUGGGAUACAGCAGGCUCAUGCAGAGCAGCUUGCUAACAUGAGAAUCCAAGACCUCAAAGUCAGCCUCAAACCCCUACACUCUGUCAACAACCCAAUUCUGCGCAAGAGGAAAUUGCUAGGAACCUUCUCCAAUUUAUCAAUAUCCUUCUUAAACUGUGAACUGGACACUGUGUUCCAGCGGUGGUCUCAUCAGUGCCAAAUACAGAGUACUAAGCCGAAGGAUGGUGUCUAUAUCCAUGAUCCUGAAAAUGGAAGCGACGAUUCUAAUGUGGCACUGGAAAAGCUCAGAGAUGUGAUUGCACAGUGUAUCCUGCCACAGGCUGGUAAAGGAGAGAAUGAAGAUGAGAAACUGAAUGAAGUAAUGCAGGAAGCAUGGAAAUAUAAUAGGGAGUGUAAGUUACUGCGAGACACUCUACAGAGCUUCAGCUGGAAUGGCAGAGGGUUCACCGAUAAGGUGGACCGGCUGAAGCUGGCAGAAAUAGUGAAACAAGUUAUCGAAGAGCAGACAAACUCUCAUGAUUCACAAUAGCUAGAGCUUCUUAAUUUUUUUUUUACCAUUUGAGAGUUAUUCUUUACAUGUAAAAUAUUUUUAUGUAAAUUAAUAAAUCAUAAUUAUUUCAUUAAAUUUCCACACUGCUUGAAAAUGCUGUAUAGUUGUAGAUACAAAAAUCAUUGGUACUGUAAUAUUUUUUUAAAACUCAGUUCCUCAAGUUAUAUAUGAACACUCACAUGUUCUGUUAAUUCAUGAGUCCCUUGCUUGGAGCAAAUUAUAUUGUUAAAGGCUGUUUGUUUUCUUAUAAUCAGCUGCAGAAGUAGCCUUCCAUCUGCUAUACAGUCAGCUGCAAUGACUAAGUAUGUGAAUGAGACAACCACAGUUUCUUAGCCUUUUACUCAGUAAGUAUUUGAAGCAAGUGCUGUGUAACAAACUUCAUGGACACUUUUUCAGUUAAAACCUGCAGCAUUGUAGGGACAGCAGAAUAACCUUCACUUCUGCCAGAUAACCUAAGAGCCACUAUUUAGCAUUACAAAGGAGAUGUGAACUCAAAUCCAUACACUUGCUAUAAUUUUCAGUUCUGAUUGAUAAUUCUGUAUCUUUUCACCAGCUCCACCUCUUCUUCCUGGCUUCACCAGGACUGGGCUGUUCAAUAAGAGAUUCCCCUUCAUUUUGAAACAGCAGGGGAACACUUUAGUGAUUUAUGCUUAGUAUUUUUAUUUUAAUGGGGAUAGCUCCUUCAGGCAGCAAUGCAUGGGUGGUUGUUUGUUUUUCCCCAGAUGAAUAAAUGAGCCUGAAGGGUUUUUUCCACCACUUUCCCAUUUUCCUUCUGGAAUAUAUAACCCCACAGAAGCAUAGAAUCCAGCUUUUCCUCCUGCGUGGAAGGGUUCAACCCUUGUCUAAUCACAAUGCUGCUCUGCAAGUUGGCUAGCAGUCCCCCAUCUGUGUCCAUCAUUGGAGUCCAAGCAUAUCAACACUCUGAUUUUCUCAAGCUUCAUCUGCCUAGGAAGGGUUAGAGCUGCCUCCAACUCAAGUCCCCAUGGUGCAGCAUAUUAUGAAGGCUAUCAAGGGCAAAUCCAUACACUAGCCUAAAACUUUGGCUCAAAAGUUUAAAAAGAAAAAGAUGCUUUUUAUUUAAAAAAAUCUGUAAAUAUAUCUAGUUUUCUAUCUUCUGAUACUUUCCUUUCUUUUGAGACUCGUGGAAGGCUUUUUAUAGAGAUAUUUUUGGUACCAUACAUGUGCAGACAUGGAGAACGUAAGGUCUGCAGACAAAAGUGCCAAUUCCAGGGCUAUUAGGAGUAAUUGCUCUUGAACUUUGUUACAUUUGAUAGCUCAUUAGUCUUGGAUUUACUUUUAACAACCUGAGCCAUAAAUCUCCCAGUGUACUCAUUAUGGCAGUUGGGCCACAUUCAGUCUUUUUUUAAAAUUAGAUUUCCUCUUAAGUCUUUGCUUUGACUGGCUUUGCCUUGUCUGAGACUUUUUGUAUGAAUUUGUAAACAGUAACUUAGUUUUUCCUACAAGGCAUUGUUUCAGUUUGCACUCUUUUCCAGUGCAGACAUUAUCUGUGUGUUGGCUGUCUUUUGAUCUUUUUCAACAGAACUUCCACUGCUUAAGCUUUAAACUGCCUGAUUAUUGCAAUUUUAGGAGAGUCUCCUUACUUAACUAGCACCUUCCCUGACUGCAAUGGGAGAUUUUUGCCUAAGUAAGAAUUGUACCCGUAAGCUCUACAUAGAAUACUUCUGCACUGACCCAUACUAAUGAGAGAGGUAGUGAACUAGCAGGCAAUGAAUAAUGGUUUUAUGUUUCCAUGAUGGAAAUCUAAUUUUGUGGGAAAGUGAACUUAAUCUCUGGCUAAUUCUGGUCGGUUACUUUUCUGCCCCAUAAAAAUACAUGAGAUGGGAAUAUCUUGCAAAGUUGUGCUCCAUAAACAUGGAUACUGAAGCAGUCCUUCAUAAAAAGAGAUGACCUCUUCUGACUGAGGCAUAAGUACAAUACAGUAGAAGAAAUGAGCAUUCUUCACUUCUCUAUAGUAGCAGCUGCAAGACCUCGGGCUUGUACACCUUUCCUUUGCACUAAUCGCCAGCUUGUGUCAACAUCCAUAGUCUUUUAAAUAGUCAAGUUUUUUUAAACUUUCCCUCAAAGUCUGUUUUUCCUGGGACAGCUUAAUUGUCAAUUUUUAAGCAUGGUGCAUAGAGAAUUGAAGAAGGAAUUUGUGUUGAAAUUUUUAUUGGAAUUAUUGCUAAUACCCCACAAACUGCUUUGGAGCUUUAUCUUGUAAGCCAGGAAGCCCAAAUCUUGCCCAAUUAGGCAUCACAGAGGCCUCUUUCCAGGAGCCCAAGGCCACGUGGUUGUCCUCCUCUUUAAUAUGGAAUGCUAACCAACAAAAUAUACUGGUCCCAGAAUGCCAUGCCAACCAAUUUCUGUUUUGUCAGCAAGAUGGAAUAGAGCAUGCAGGGAUCUCUUCUCUCAUGCAUAUUGCAUAUUUAACUAGGCUUGCCAUGUGCAAGUCCAUUGGCCAAACUUUGGGCACUUCUGCCUUACCCAGUGACCUGGUAUUUUCAUCUUGCUUUGUUUUGGAAAUGAAACCAAGAUGAGAUUCCCCAAAACCCUUUUGGUGGUGCUAUUGUGUACCCAUCUCUAAGAAAUCACUUCAAACAGUUCCCACAAGACAAAAUAUCCAUUUUACCAAAAGCCUUAGUGUGUGUGGUAGCAACUACUACUAGGAGAAAUCCAAACCAGGGCUAGAAAAUGGCAAUGAAAACCUAGAACUGGCUUAUCAAUUACUGAGCAUUGUGAUUUGAGUUCCCUCCUCCAUUUAUCUGUUUUAAUGUAGAUAAAUAACAGAAUGGAUUCAUGCCAUUAGUAAUUGCAAGAUGGGUAAAUUCAAACCUGACUUAGAAUUGUUUCAGUAUUUUAACAGAACAAGUUUAGAGGAGGAGAAGUCAACUUUUCAAGUCUGUGGUGGAAAAACUGCCUUGUGUAAGUUUUCUUUGAUUAUAUUGUCCAUGUACUAAUGAGAAUAGACUAAUUUUUUAAAUGUGUGUAGGAAGGAAGGAAUUAAAAUGACACUAGUUGAAACAGAAGAUCAAAUGGUUUUAUAAAACUGAUUAAAAAUGAUAAUUUUGCUUUUUAAAAAUUGCCACGUUUUUAAUUCAAAAUUAAAUACACCGAUAUUAUUUAAAUAUUUUAAAGUCAAUUUUUAUGUUUUCUGCCCUAUAUUUGUAUUUCUUAGUGGAUGAAACUGCCACUAUUUUUAUCUUCUGUAUGCAUAUUUUUAUUUUGCAAUAUACUUCACCAGUCCUCGUUAGCAGACUGUAAUAGUUUUGAUAUCUUGAAAGUGUCUGAUGAAUGGAAUCCCAAAAAAGAACCCUUCUUUAUAAAAAGAUAAAGGAUAAAGGAAGCUAUUUUGGGUGGGAUCCUUUUGGUUUGUAAAUAAAACUAAAAUGAAUCUUUGCCUGAAAUUUCCUGACCUUUAGGGUUUUUUAAACAUAUAGAUGGCUUAUCUUGUGACUUGACUAUUUGGGGCUAUUAAAAAAAAAAAAGAUUAGAAUAACUUUUCUAAAAAGAGACCGCAUUGGUGUGGAAAUAGCAAGAUGUAAGUUUUGAUAUCAUUACCUCGUUUAUCCUUUGGAACUCUUUCUUGGAGCCCUUCAUAUGCUAUGUUUAAGUUCCGUGUAUUAAGAAUAUUUUCAUUUCUCCUGUUCAGUGCUAUCUGUAAUAUUUUAGUUCAUUUUGGAUCAGUAUUAGAUUGUAAAUAUUAUUCAUCAGUGUACAUAAAAAUGAUUUUACUAAA